AUGAGCAAAAAGAUCGGAGUUGCGUAUGCAGCACAGACAGCGUGGCUGAUCAACGCUAGCCUGAAGGAUAAUAUCUUAUUCGGAAACCCCUUUAGCCAGAAAAGAUAUCAAACAAUAUUGGAAGCAUGUUGUUUACAGCCUGACAUUGAUAUCCUCCCUAUGGGAGACCAAACGGAGAUAGGUGAGAAGGGUAUCAACAUGAGCGGAGGUCAGAAGCAACGCAUCAGUGUAGCCAGGGCCAUGUAUAGCUCAAAUGAUGUCGUCCUUUUGGACGAUCCACUAUCAGCCCUUGAUGUGCACGUUGGUAGUCACAUGUUCUUCAAAGGUAUUCUUGAUUUCUUGAUCGAGGAAAGAAGAACUGUCGUGCUUGUCACACAUCAGGUCCAAUACUUGGAGCAUGCUGAUCAGGUGAUCUUUCUCCAAAACGGAUGUAUAGCGAGGAAAGGAACAGUGCAAGAGAUUGGUAAAUUGGAUCCUUCCCUUGUAGAGUCUUGGAAUCUAUCUCUCAUAGCGGCCGAUGAAGCAGAAUUAGAAGUCGGAUACUGCAGUUCAACAGAUGAAGAACGCGAAGUACUCAAGAAACAAAUAUCGACGAUUAAGAAAGAUCAACGUCCUCAAAAUGACGACUCUUCAAGCAAAUUGAUCAAAUCGGAGGAGAGGAAUCGUGGUUCUGUAUCCUUUCGAUACUACUGGUAUUAUUUAUGUCAGUUUGGAUUAUGUCCAGGCUUCUUCGUCUGCUUCUUUGCCAUACUUCAGAACGUGGCUAAAGCUGGAACACAAUUCUGGCUUUCUGUCUGGUCAUCGGCUGGUGCCAAGUUACCCAGCAAUGCAACAGCUGAAGAAAGCAAUGCUUUGCUGAUGAGAUAUAUCGGUGUAUACUGUGCUCUGAAUGCGGCUGAUAUGGUCCUGUGUAUGGUAUGGACAAUGAUUCUACUCUUUCAGUGUGUCCAAACCUCAAAGAAUCUACAUAAUUUAAUGCUAACUCGAGUACUGAGGGCACCAAUGAGAUUUUUUGACACGACCCCGAUUGGACGAAUCAUGAACCGUUUUGCUUCUGACAUGCAGAAACUCGAUCAGACCCAAGGACCAUUCAUCUUGGGUACAUUUAAGUUCUUCUUGGCGACCAUGGCUGGAGUGAUAAUUAAUGCAAUCAUCUCCUGGUAUUUCAUUGUGGCUAUGAUCCCAAUCGUCCUAGCUUACAUGCUAAUUAUGAAAGUCUUUAUUGAUAGCUCAAGGGAAAUGCAACGGUUGGUGAGUAUUUCCACCUCACCCGUCUUCUCCCAUUUUACUGAGUCGCUUGGAGGUUUGUCUACUAUUCGUGCCUACAGACUUCAGAAAAGAUUCAAGCAGAAUAUCGUCCGUAAAAUAGAGAGAAACCACGUGGCUUUCUGCUUUCUUCAAGAUAGUAACCGAUGGCUGGGGAUCCGAUUGGAUGUGAUAGGAGCCCUGAUUGUUCUAGCAGCUGGACUGACUAGUCUUGCUGCCUCGGCUCUUCAUCCAGCUACUUUUGGCGCUAGUCUUGUUGGUUUGGCAAUAACAUAUGCAGUCAAGGCUGCAUAUUCCCUGACAUGGGUUGUUCGUAAUUCAACUAGUGUCGAGUUGGGCAUGAAUUCUGUAGAGAGGAUCAAGUACUAUACCAAGGUAGAGAACGAGAAAUAUCAAGGAUCUGUUACUCCAAGCCGUAAUUGGCCAGAGAUGGGCCAUGUAUUAUACAAUCGAGUACAUGCUAGGUAUGCGGCUACCCUACCUGCUAUCCUUCAGGAUGUUAGCAUUGAUUUCAAACCAGGCAUGAAGGUUGGUAUUUGUGGCCGAACAGGCAGCGGGAAGUCCUCUCUGACAUUGACACUUUUCCGCAUCAUCGAUACAUUUAAAGGAUCUAUUCACAUCGAUGGCAUCGAUAUUGGGAAGCUGUCUCUCGUCGAUUUGCGAAGUCGUCUUGCCAUUAUACCUCAAGACCCUGUCAUGUUCGGAGGCACAGUUAGAUUCAACCUAGACCCUGAGGAAAGGCAAUCAGAUGCUGAUAUAUGGGAAGCAUUGGAAGUUGCCCAACUCAAGGAGCUUGUGAGAGAUCUUCCAAACAAUCUCGACUCGCUGGUACACGAAGGAGGAGAUAAUUUCAGUGUGGGUGAAAGACAACUCUUCUGCCUUGCUCGGGCUAUGCUCAAGAAAAGUCGCAUUCUGAUAAUGGAUGAAGCAACGGCCUCCAUUGAUGUCCACACGGAUGCUAUUCUACAGGAAGUCGUCGCAACUGCUUUCCAGAAGGAAACCGUCAUCACAAUUGCGCAUCGUGUAUCAACCAUCCUGGAUUCAGAUCAGAUUGUUGUACUCUCCGAAGGACACGUCGCAGAGGUGGGAACACCAGAAUCUCUGCUAAAGAAAAAAGAUGGUAUCUUUGCUUCUCUUGUCAGGAAUAAGCUUUAACUAAGCGAAAUUUCCAUCAGCUUCAUUACGAUAUGUCACUUCCACUUGUUCACAUUAUUAGAAUUUAAGAAUAUUAUUCUUUAACAGUACAAUCGGAGAUGUAUCGUGUAGAAAUGAUUUUAUAUGUUGUCAAUAUGUCAUGCGGCUUUGGUCAGGUGACAACAGGCGGUAUACUGUAGUUAUCAAUAUAUUUUACACCUAAAGAGCGCACUCGUGGGCACAAGCAUGAUUUAAGUGUUAAGGGUCUUGUGAAUGUGGUAUCUUUACAUUACCUCCUUUGAUUUUAUGUAUGUGGCCAAACAAAAUGAUGUAAAUGUCACGAGGUUCUCUCGUUUUCGUAUAUGAUGAAUGAAGAGCCCUUCUAUUAUGGUGUAUCUAAUUAGGUUUAUAACUCAUUCAUCUAUGGGAAUAAUGUUUCCUUUAAGGCGCUCAUAAUUCGGCGCCCCUAUACCUGUUUAACCUGGAUUGGUCAAAGCUAUACAGACUGCAGUGCAUUAAGAAUUUCUUCUGACAAGGUAACCAUGUACUUUUGAUAGGAUGAUGAAAGCUUUUGUGAUAGUAAUUACUUUAGUUAUGCCCUCACGGUGACCAUUAUGGUCUGAAUACUCCCCAGGGAAUGAAGAUCGUGCACAUUGUGUGUAUGAAUGGAUCCGUUGACCUGGGGUAUAAUAGCAUCUGUAAAGCGCUUACAGAGACGAUUUUCGGAUUAGGCGGUGUAUGAAUCCAGGUUUAUUAUUAUUAUCAGUAUUAAACCUCACCUGGUUCGUUAGUAGAAUGCCAUAUUUAAUGUUUUAAAUUAAUAAUGGUAUUGCUCAUGCUAUUGAUGUCACAAUUUAAUAUGAAACAAAUUUACAACGCAUUUCAAACUCAUGACGAAAUACACUGACAGAUUGGGAGAGAGAGCGAUAAACAUGUCAUAUGAAUUUAUUUGUUAUAUGUAAUGCAAUAAAUAAUGUAUGUUUCUAUAUCAUUGUAGAAGGUCACACUUUAACCGACAUAUUCUUGUAUUUUAAACGUGUAGCUUAGCAUGGAAAUAUUCCAUACGUACCUGUAUCAUGAUAACCUUUAAAAGGUAGAUUUAUACAAACUGCGUCAAUGUGGUUUAUUUGUAAUUUGCAUUUUCCAAGACUAUUUCGUGAUUUUUAUGAUAAAAUUCAUGACAAUGUUUAACCUGUAAAGGAAAGAAUUAAGUGGAUCUUCUUGAUCUUGGUCUAUAUCUUUCCCUCUGAUGUUGUUGAAUUUGUUGAAACAAAGAAACGACGCGCAAUAUGCAUGGUAACUGAAUCGAUAAGGAGGAGGAGGAGAGAAACACACAUCAUUAAUCAGUAUGACCAUGAAAAGCAAUCUGUAUACACUGUAUACGGGGUUUUAUUUCAGUAAAUAGUCGCUGGUGUCAAUUUUCAUUUUCAUUUACAGGCUAUUAUCUGUUAUUACGAUGGAUUGUGAUAAGUCACAAUGAUAAUCGGAAAUUUGCUCACAGCGUUUUUUUUUUUAUCGUAAAGACUACAGGUUACAAGUUUAGGGUUGUAAUUGGGUUGACGUUAGUUUUAGGGUUAAGGUUAGGAAAUUUGGAUUGGGGUUAGCGUUACGUAUAAUGUGGGGUCGAGUGUUGGAGUUAAGGGUUUUUGGUCGGGGAUUAUAAGAAUUAUUAUAUCCCCUGUAUGUAAAUAUAAAGUAAGUAAUGAAGCGCAGACAGUGAUUUCAAUGUAAUUGAAUACUACGUAUCUUCUCAUGUCUAAAUUAAUAAGAUAAAUAAUGAUACCUUUGAAUUUUCGCACUAUAGUGGGAUCAUAAAAGACAAUCGUACAUUUUCUCAUUUGUACGAUUUACCAAGACAUUUCAGAUGCAAUAGAUUAUCUUCCUUAUGUUUUACUAGUAGUCGGUCAUUAACUCUAAUAUCACAAGUUUACUGUAUGUUCGUAUUACAAAACAUGUAGUUUCCUGUCUCAUUUCUUUUAUAUUAGAUAUAAUUGCGCUUUGAUUCACAUAUCAUUAUGUAAUAGCUGAGGAUAAUUGAUUACAAAUAAUUUAUUAUAUUGCAUUAUAAUGACACAUCAACUAAUUUUUAGCCAAAUAUUCGAGUGAACUUUUACUUCUAUUUUGCCUAUCCAUGAACGAUUCAUUUCAAAAGCUUUAUUAUUUAUAUGAAAGUGUGAUUCCAAUUUUGAAUGAAUAUGUACGUUUUCAUAACGAAUUAGUAAUUUUCUAUUUUAUUUUAUUGAUUCCAGGAAUAUAUCAAAGAAAAUAUAUUGUGUGCCAUAAGCUUUAGUAAAAAUAUUAUACUAUGCAAUAAAUUUAUUGUAAAAUUUGUUAUUUUAAAGUUGUGAAUAUUUACCCAGUCACGGUAUGGAAUACUACAGACCAUUCUCAAAGCACUUCAAACAAUAUAUUUGUCGUAAGUAAUUGUAAAUGAUUUGACAUAUCAAAUAGGCCAGUGGGGCACUACGCCAAUUCUAAAGUUCUAUCAAGGGUUGUUAUAUUGUUCUGUCUUGCUGUAGUUGUGUGUUUGUAUGUCGUUUUAAUGAUUAUUUUAUUUUUAUUUUGUUAUUAUACGGUAAAAGAAUUAACGGUUUAGGAUUAUAUGUAUCAUGAAACUUUUAUUUCCAUUAAAAUCACGAAAGGGAUGAUUA
Strongylocentrotus purpuratus (purple sea urchin) is the source of this 5051-nucleotide messenger RNA. RefSeq names its product ATP-binding cassette sub-family C member 8. Bases 1 to 2421 code for a protein of 806 amino acids. The transcript has 20 exons. Gene Ontology annotation, molecular function: ATP hydrolysis activity; ABC-type transporter activity; ATP binding. NCBI's taxonomy places the organism in Eukaryota, Metazoa, Echinodermata, Echinoidea, Camarodonta, Strongylocentrotidae. Gene Ontology annotation, cellular component: membrane. Gene Ontology annotation, biological process: transmembrane transport. The record is from RefSeq and is a predicted model, not a curated record.